AGCCACGAACCUCGCGAUCCAGCUCCACGACGCGGGCCAGCUGCACGACGCGGAGCCCCACUACCGCCAGGCGGUGAAGGGGUGCAAGGAGCAGCUCUCUGGGCUGCACCCGUACACGCUGAGUGCGCAGAGCAAUCUGGCGGGCUUGCUGGUCGAUUUGGGUCGGAAGGAGGAGGCCGAGACGCUGUACCGCGAGGUUUUGAAGGGCCGCCGCCAGCUGCUGUCCAACCUGCACCUGAAGACGUUGCAAACCGCCUCCCUGCUCGCCCUGCUGCUGGCGUCCUCGGGUGGCCUGGAGGAGGCCGAGCUGCUCUUGCGGGAGGCCAACGACCCCAACGACGGCUUCUGGAUCGUGCACGACUGCUUGAAUUCGGUUGUCGUCAUCCCCUCCAGCUACAUGGUGACGAUCGUUGGCACGCGCGACAAAGAUGGGGGCGGCGCCCAUGGUCUUCGCUGGGGCGUUCUGGACGCGAACGCUGGAGAUGCCGCGGAGGCGACCCUGGAGUACGCGACGUCUAUCAUGGAUGCGCACCCUGACUUGUGGGCGGGCGGCUACGCCAAGUGGGCGGUGAUUCUCAGGGGCUUCGCUCCUGUGCCAGUGGCAGAUGUGUGAGUGGCGCUGAGUGGCGCUCAGUUCCAGACCUGCUGGCGCCUUGCGGGCAUAGUUUGCCUGGCUGGGGGCCGCGUGCCAAGGGAAUGUGGCCGCUGCGAUGUCUUGAGAUUUGAAAGUGCCCUCGAGAGACUAGAGAGCACCAUGUUGCAGGAAGGUGCGU
Molecule: messenger RNA, 773 nt
Organism: Prorocentrum cordatum
Lineage: Eukaryota; Dinophyceae; Prorocentrales; Prorocentraceae
Source: the annotation of a GenBank genome assembly